CGUAGCCUAGUGGCAAGGGUGGGCAGUGGCGCACCGUGCAGCCAGGGUUCGAAUCCUGUCAGGGUUGAAUUUCUGGUUUCUCACCUGGGUGGGUUUCUUCUAUAAAACUAAGUCCUGGGUGCUAGUGCCCAUGGAUCUCAUUAUCGGACGUUCGUGCCGUUCCGGGAGGUCAAGGACGUCAAGACGCCGCUCGACCAGGCCAUGCAGAAGCACCUCUCCUUCGGGUUCGUCACGUUCCUGGAGCGCGAGGACACCGCCACCGUCAUGGACAACAUGGAGGGCGCCGAGCUCUUCGGCCGCGUCCUCACCGAGAACUACACCUUCCCCGAGAAAAUCAAUGGAGGGGAGCAGGGAUGGGCCGCGCAGCCAAGUAUGUCAGGCGUCCUGUGCUUCUCAUCUGUUCAACUACGUUAUGACCUGCUUUCGUGCUUGCCUGCCUGGUUGCUUCACAGCAGGAUUUGGGCUGCCAAAUGUUUUUCUUACCUGGUAUGA
Triticum aestivum (bread wheat) is the source of this 492-nucleotide messenger RNA. Its product is annotated as peptidyl-prolyl cis-trans isomerase E-like. NCBI's taxonomy places the organism in Eukaryota, Viridiplantae, Streptophyta, Magnoliopsida, Poales, Poaceae. Bases 202 to 492 code for a protein of 96 amino acids. Gene Ontology annotation, molecular function: nucleic acid binding. The transcript has a single exon. The record is from RefSeq and is a predicted model, not a curated record.